Molecule: messenger RNA, 1239 nt
Organism: Aphanomyces invadans
Lineage: Eukaryota; Oomycota; Saprolegniomycetes; Saprolegniales; Verrucalvaceae
Product: CAMK/CAMK1 protein kinase
Exons: 5
Coding region: 34-1062 (342 amino acids)
Biological process (GO): protein phosphorylation
Molecular function (GO): ATP binding; protein kinase activity
Source: RefSeq, a predicted model, not a curated record
CUUUUUUAGCUCCUCGGACGUCGGUGGGCGGCAAUGGGUCUUGUGUGCUCGUGCUUGGCGGGCGCCAGCAAUGGCAAGCGGUUCCGAGACCAGUACCAACUCGGCGAGAAGAUCGGCGAAGGCGCGUUCUCAGUCGUGCGCAAAGCGACGCAUCGACAGACCAACGUCGUGUACGCGGUCAAGUGCUUCAAAAAAGCCAAGCUGUCCGAACAGGACGUCAAGGACAUUCAUCUCGAAGUCGCGCUACUAAAACAAAUGAAGCACCCGAAUGUGCUCAACCUGCAUGGGUUCUUCGACGAACCCGAGUACUACUACACAGUCAUGGACUUGGUCGAAGGCGGCGAGCUCUUUGACCGCAUUGUUGACAAGGAAUAUUACACGGAGAAGGAGUGCCGCGACUUGAUCAAGAUCCUCCUUGAAACCAUCACAUAUUGCCACAGUCUCGGCAUUGUCCAUCGUGACUUGAAGCCCGACAAUAUCUUGAUGACAAGUCGAGACGAUGACGCAUCGAUCAAGAUCGCCGACUUUGGCUUGGCCAAGCAGGACAGUAAGGACAACAACCUGACUUCGUCGUGUGGGACGCCAGAGUACAUUGCGCCCGAAGUCGCGCGCAACGUGAUGAUGAAGGACCACCAACUUUACGGCAAAGCGGUCGACAUUUGGUCGAUUGGGGUCAUUACGUAUGUCAUGUUAUGCGGAUACACACCGUUCCACGCCAACAGCCAAGUCCAGUUGUUCAAGAAGAUCAUGAAGGGGCAGUAUCAAUUCCACUCACCGUAUUGGGACGACGUGUCGCCUGAAGCUCAACGGUUUGUGUCGCGCAUGCUCGUCGUCGACCCAAAGAAGCGUGCCACGGCGGAGGAGUUGCUGGCGGAUCCGUGGAUGACACUCGGGGAGAGCGACGUCAACUUUGCAGAACUCAACGGCGUGUCCAAGCGAAUGACGUCGCGGCAACGUCUCAAGGCAGCCAUGGCCACGGUUCAAACGACAAUGGCGCUGAACAAAGUCCUGGCCAACAGCAAGGCCACCGUCAACGAAGCGAGCAAGCUCAAGGCGGCGUAGUCGAGUGUCGGUGCAGCAGCAGCAUGGCUUGAAGUGGGCUCCAUCGCGGUGUAGAAAACCCACGUUUGUGGUUUGGGUGGGACCCCUGGCACGACGACUUGACCUAGCAUAUCAUGGCGUGUUAUUUUAGAAAUGUGCAUGUCAUUUUUAAAAGUUACAUCUGGAUUUUUAUGUUGA